Molecule: messenger RNA, 1962 nt
Organism: Mangifera indica (mango)
Lineage: Eukaryota; Viridiplantae; Streptophyta; Magnoliopsida; Sapindales; Anacardiaceae
Product: disease resistance protein RPV1-like
Exons: 4
Coding region: 1-1962 (653 amino acids)
Biological process (GO): defense response; signal transduction
Molecular function (GO): ATP hydrolysis activity; ADP binding
Source: RefSeq, a predicted model, not a curated record
AUGGCUGCUUCUGAGGAGAAGUAUGAUGUUUUCCUUAGUUUUAGAGGCGAGGAUACCCGCCUUGGUUUUACCAGUCAUCUCUACUCAGCUUUGACUAAAAGAAAUAUUAGAGCUUUCCUUGAUGACCGACUUAUCAGAGGAGAGCAUAUUAAUCCGUCUCUUUUGAGUGCAAUCGAAAGAUCAAAGAUUGCAGUUAUCGUUUUUUCACCAGGUUAUGCCUCUUCCACAUGGUGCCUCGAAGAACUUGUACAAAUUGUUAGAUGCAAGAAAGAACAAGGGCAGAUUGUGAUACCAGUGUUCUAUCAUGUAGAACCGAGAGAUGUGAGGAGGCAAUCGGGGUCUUUUGGGGCUGAAUUUGCGAACCUUGAAGAGCGGUUUAUGGAAAAGUCAGAUAUAUGGAGGACUGCUUUGACAGAAGUGGCCAACCUAUCAGGCUGGGAUUCAGCCCUUAUCAGGCAUGAAGCUGUACUUGUACAGCAGAUUGUGAGCGACGUUUAUGAAAAGCUUAAUUAUCUAUCGCUAGUGAAAGAAAAGGAACUGGUUGGUGUGAAAAAACAUAUUGAAAAAAUCGAAUCUCUCUUAUGCAUUGGAUCGAAAGACGUUUUCACAGUGGGAAUUUGGGGCAUUGUUGGUGUAGGGAAGUCUACCAUUGCUAGUGUUAUUUACCGCAGAGUCUAUGAGCAGUUUGAGAGGUAUUGCUUCAUUGAUAAUGUUGGGGAACGCGCAGAGAGAAGUGGACUAAUUUCACUACGCCAAGAAAUUCUAUCAGCAAUCACACUUGUAGACAGAAAUUCUCCAGUUCAUGAAUUACCCUCGAUGAAGGACAAGUCUGGCAGAAAGAAGGUUUUCAUGGUUUUUGAUAAUGUGACACAAUCUGGUCAAAUAGAAAUUUUAAUCGGAGGUCUUGAUUUGUUUGGUCCAGGAAGUCGAAUUGUUAUAAUAACUAGGCAUGAAAAAGUGCUGACAGAAUGUAGAGCGGACAAAAUUUACAGGGUUGAGGGAUUAUUGCAUGCUGAAGCCCUUAUGCUUUUUAAUUCGUAUGCCUUUGGAGAUCACAAUCCCGGGGAACGUUAUUCGGAGCUGUCAACAAGGGUAAUAGUUUAUGCUAAGGGUGUUCCAUUUGUUCUUAAAAUUUUGGGUUCCUUUCUCUCUGGAAAGAGGCCACAAGAUUGGGAAAUUAAAGAAAAGGAACUGGUUGCUGUGAAAAAAGAUAUUGACAAAAUUGAAUCUCUCAUUUGCAUUGGAUCGAAAGACGUUUUCAUGAUGGGAAUUUGUGGCAUUGUUGGCGUAGGGAAGUCUACCACUGCUGGUGUUAUUUACCACAGACUCUAUAAGCAGUUUGACAGGUACCGCUUCAUCGAUAAUGUUGGGGAACGGGCAGAAAGAAGCGAACUAAUUUUACUAAGGCAACAAAUUCGGUCAGCAAUCACAUUCGUAGACACAAGUUCUCCGGUCUCGAUGAAGGAAAAGUGUCGCAGCAAGAAGGUUUUUAUGGUUUUUGAUAAUGUGACAGAAUCUGGUCAAAUAGAAUUUUUAAUCAAAGGUUUUAGCGGGUUUGGUCCAGGAAGUCGAAUUGUUAUAAUAACUAGAGAUGAACGAGUGCUGACAGAAUGUAGAGUGGACAAAACUUACAAGUAUGCCUUUGGAGAUCACAAUUUUGGGAAGCGUUAUUCGGAGUUGUCGACAAGGGUAAUCGGGUAUGCUAAGGGUGCUCCAUUUGUUCUUCAAAUUUUGGGUUCCUUUCUAUCUGGAAAGAGGCCAGAAGAUUGGGAAAGUGCACUCAAUAUGAUUGAGAGAAUUCCUAAUAUAACUUUCCAGGAAAUAUUAAAAAUUUGUUGCGAUGGUGUUGCGAAUUUGAAAAGACAGAAUGUGGCUGCUGAGCAAGUUCUAAUCAGAUGGCAAGGGUUUUCCCCGGCAGCUGCAACAUGGGAGUUCACUGAUGAAAUGAGGCAUCUUUUUUGA